AUGGAGAAUAUGGGAAUUAGUUUUAUUUUGAAGUUGAUCGUGAUAAUUUUAUUCAUUUUAACUGUAAUAAGAGCCGAGUUGAAAAAUGAAAGGAUUUUCUCGAUACGACACUUAAACUGGACAAUGGCGGCUACUGGAUGUAAAGACUCGUUUAACCAGGUGUUACUAGAGAUGCACAAUGAAAAUGAUAUGGAAAGUAUCAAGAGGGACGAAAUCUCAAAUCUUAAUAGGACUGUCUGUUCUGGUGCGGCUGUUCUCACGGUCGUGGGUUCUCAUCUGAUUUUCAUUGAAGAAGCCAUCUUUCCUUAUUUAUCCCAGUUGACCAUUGUAAACAGGACAUAUUGGUUGGGGUUACGUUAUUAUAAAGAACGAAAUGAGUUUCGCUGGCAGAAUGGUAGAAUUUCAAACUGGAGUAACUGGCAUCCUGAUCAACCUGUAUUCGCUGGUGAUAAACCCUGUGUUGCUAUGUCAACUAUAACUUCAACCUGGAAGGCGUGGAACUGUAGCGAUGAAUUACCUUACGUUUGUCACGAUCGUGAUCGAGACUACGAGUCAGCCAAGUCAAUCUAUCAUAAUACUAGUACUGAUAUAUUCGAGUAUUGUGUUAGUAGUUACUAUAGUCUAUAUUAUAAUCAGUUAUCUGUGUAUUAA
Lottia gigantea (owl limpet) is the source of this 651-nucleotide messenger RNA. RefSeq lists its product as hypothetical. The coding region runs from base 1 to 651 and encodes 216 amino acids. Lineage: Eukaryota; Metazoa; Mollusca; Gastropoda; Lottiidae. The transcript has 5 exons. The record is from RefSeq and is a predicted model, not a curated record.